CAAGUCACUCACAGCAGAAAUCGUUCGGGGCCUUUCCGGUGGGCUACAGAGCAACUGCUAAACCACACUGUGACGAAGUUAGUCAGAAUUCUCUCUAUUGUGCAGUGGAUAGGUAGAUAUCACUGGAGAUGGAGAAAGGUUAUCCUAUGAACGAUGCGUCUCCACCUUACCCAGGACCACCUGUGAACUAUGGAGGGGUAGCCACAGAUCAGAUCCCCCAACCAGGGAUGUACCCACCACCCUCAGGCUACCCUGCCGCCACUGGUCUUCCACAACCAGGGUUCCAGCCUGGACCUUACCAGAUAGGUCCCCAACCGGUUGUUUACCCCCCACCACCCCAAAACAUUUCGGUACAAGGUGGACCUUUGCCAGUCGUGACCCACGUGGUAAUGGCUCCGGGCUUGACAGAUGCUGGAGGCCCCACUGUGUGUCCCCACUGCCAGCAGACAGUGGUCACUAGGACCGAGACCAACUCUGGCCUGCUCACCUGGCUCAUAUGUGGCAGCCUCUUUAUCGUGGGGUGCUGGCCAUGCUGCCUCAUUCCAUUCUGCGUAGACCCAUGUAAAGAUGUGGAGCACCACUGUCCAAACUGCAACAACAUCAUCUACAUCUACAAGCGCCUUUGAUUGACUUCAUCCCACCUCACUUUACUAUGAUGGUCUGACCGACUCGGACAACACACUUAAACAAAGUAAACAUUGGAGUCAUGCUGGCAAUGUUUCAAAAAGCAGUUUUUCACUUUUUUAAACAGCCAGCUACAGUUUGAUGUAAUAUAUGCUCUUUACCAUAGGCGUUUGUGUAGUGUAUGAUGUAUAUUUUUAUGGAAAGGACGGCCGGGAAGUGAACCCACAACUUCGGUAGUGUGGUAAGCACCAGAUGUUUCCAAUGAGUCACAGAUCUUUAGUCACACAUGGCACUUGUAAAGUGAAAAACGAUCUUGAUACCAAAGACCCAAUGCACUACUUCCCUGUACCAUACAAGACAUGCUUCCUCAAAAAUGUUGUAAACAUAAUUAACCUAAAUAAGAACAAACUAAAUUAUUUAAUGAACCAAAUUGGAUGAGACAAAUUUAAAACACUGCAUAGCCUGAUUCAGACACAAAUCCAAACCCAAAAGCCAAAGCCUUUUUUUUUUAUUCUUUUUUUUCAUAUUUGAAAAAUCAAGUAUGUCUGAUUAUUUGUUGUGUUAACAAGUAAAAUUGCAUCACCCCCGAUGUUUUAUUUAAAGUUCUCUUUAACUUUUUUGUAGUUUUGUAGUGAAGGCUGUAUACCCCUGAAGCCUAUGAACUGAAUAACAGUAUCAACAGUACAUUAUAAUUUUUUUAUAUUGAGAUGUAUCUAUCACCGUUCAUCAUUCUUCUUAUUGUCAUAGUGCUAUAUUGUAAUGUUUUUGUUGAACCACCUAUUCAGUGCCUUAACCCACCUGGUUCUCUUUAUCCUUUGAAUGUUCAACUACUCAUUUAUUAUAAAGGCCUGUUGUCAUUAUCUA
Esox lucius (northern pike) is the source of this 1488-nucleotide messenger RNA. Its product is annotated as lipopolysaccharide-induced tumor necrosis factor-alpha factor homolog. NCBI's taxonomy places the organism in Eukaryota, Metazoa, Chordata, Actinopteri, Esociformes, Esocidae. The record is from RefSeq and is a predicted model, not a curated record. The transcript has 6 exons. Gene Ontology annotation, molecular function: zinc ion binding. Bases 129 to 626 code for a protein of 165 amino acids.